This is a messenger RNA of Lathyrus sativus (Indian pea), 1704 nucleotides long. The record is from the annotation of a GenBank genome assembly. NCBI's taxonomy places the organism in Eukaryota, Viridiplantae, Streptophyta, Magnoliopsida, Fabales, Fabaceae.
AUGGUAGGAGUAGCAUUCGAUGUCGGAGCCGUUCCUUUCAACCCAGACGGAUGGGGCCCAAUGGAUUCCACCACCGCCGCUAACAACAACAACGACCUCCCUCUCAACGUCCCCUUCGCCCCUUUCUCCCGCUCCGACAAACUAGGUCGAAUCGCCGAUUGGACUCGCAACUUCAACAACCAGACCCGAUCCAAAAACCCUGCUGAUUCCGCCUUCGAUUUCACCCUCGACGAUUCCUUCCCAGGCAACGCCGAUGACGACGCCACAUUCCGUCUCGUUGAUGGCAAACCACCACCGCGUCCCAAAUUCGGCCCCAAAUGGAGAUACCAGCAACAACGACAACUUCCUCAACGUCGCGAUGAGGAAGUCGAAGCAAAGAAACGUGAGGCGGAGAAGGAGAGAGCUCGUCGCGAUCGGCUUUAUCAUCAGAAUCGUUCAAACCCUAAUAAUCCUCGCCGUGAAGCUGCGGUUUGCAAAUCGUCGGUUGAUAUUCAGCCGGAGUGGAAUAUGCACGAUCAGAUCCCGUUUUCGACUUUCACCAAGCUAUCCUACAAUGUUCCUGAGCCUGAAGAUCUUCUCCUAUGUGGUGCUCUUGAGAAUUAUGACCGUAGCUUCGACCGAAUCAACCCCAAAAAUGAGCGUCGUCUUGAGAGAUUCAAGAAUCGGAACUUCUUUAAGGUUACAACCACUGAUGACCCUGUUAUCAGGAGGCUAGCUAAUGAGGAUAAAGCAACAGUUUUUGCAACUGAUACUAUUCUGUCGACUCUCAUGUGUGCUCCCAGGUCUGUUUACUCUUGGGAUAUCGUUGUUCAGCGUGUUGGCAAUAAGUUGUUCUUUGAUAAGCGGGAUGGGUCGCAGUUGGAUUUGCUUUCUGUUCAUGAGACCUCACAGGAGCCUUUGCCUGAAGCUAAAGAUGAUAUUAACUCUGCUCAUUCUUUGAGUGUUGAAGCUGCUUAUAUCAAUCAGAAUUUCUCUCAGCAAGUAUUGAUUAGGGAUGGGAACAAGGUUACUUUUGAUGAGCCUAACCCUUUUGCUAACGAGGGUGAAGAGGUUGCUUCUGUUGCUUAUAGGUAUAGAAGGUGGAAGCUUGAUAAUGAUAUGUAUCUUGUUGCUAGGUGUGAGGUGCAUAGUGUUGUUGAAUUGAAUAAGCAAAGGUCAUUCCUUACUGUGAAUGCUUUGAAUGAGUUUGAUCCAAAGUAUUCCGGUGUUGACUGGAGGCAGAAGUUGGAGACUCAAAGAGGUGCUGUUUUGGCUACUGAGCUCAAGAACAAUGCUAACAAGUUGGCUAAGUGGACUGCACAAGCUCUUUUGGGUAGUGCUGAUAUGAUGAAGUUGGGUUAUGUGUCUCGGAUUCAUCCCCGGGACCAUUUUAAUCAUGUUAUCUUGGGUGUGGUUGGAUAUAAACCCAAGGACUUUGCUGCACAAAUUAAUUUGAACACUACCAAUAUGUGGGGUAUUGUGAAAUCUAUUGUGGACUUGUGUAUGAAGUUGAAUGAGGGGAAAUAUGUUAUUGUGAAGGAUCCAUCUAAGCCUCAGAUUAGGAUUUAUGAAGUUCCAGUUGAUGCAUUUGAGAAUGACUAUGUGGAAGAGCCACUUCCUGAAGAUGAACAAGUUCAGCCUACGGCAGAGGGUGCUGAUGGUGGAGAGGAAGCUGUUGCUACUACAAAUGACGUGGAAGAUAAGGCAAUUGAUGCUCAAGCUUAA